Messenger RNA from Phyllotreta striolata, 3921 nucleotides. The record is from the annotation of a GenBank genome assembly. NCBI's taxonomy places the organism in Eukaryota, Metazoa, Arthropoda, Insecta, Coleoptera, Chrysomelidae.
AUGGUCCCUUUUACUUUUAUGAUACCACCUAACAAGGAAGAGUUACUAGAAUGUAACAGUGAAUAUUAUUUCGUUAGAAAUGUGCUCUCCCCAGAGGAAAUACCCGAAGAAUUGAAAAGAUGUAAGUUUAAUCUAACAAACGAAGGAGCCGAGUUCGUUCUAAGUUCUUUUGAUACAUACUUUUCUGUUUUGCAUAAUGGACAAUUGAUUAGCAGAAUUCUCAUAAAUCAAGCAAAUCAAGAUCUACUACGAGGAGUGUCUCAACUUAACAAGGAAAUAUCAAUUCUUCUGGAGGAUAAGGAUAGCUUAACGCCAGAAAUUACAGCGAAAUUUUUAAAUGUGCUAAAAAUGAUUAUUUAUUUAUUUACGGAAACAGUGCUAUUUAUUGAAAACCAACAACGUUCCGAUGCAGAAAAGGAACCAAGCAAAAGAGGCAAAAAAAAGUCCAACGACGUACAAAUAUCCUUGGAAAAACCGAAGAUUUUGGGAUUACUCUACGAAAUCAUCACGAAAGAAAUAUCAUGUUUUUGGGAAGACAAAAUGGUCGAACAGAGUUUCUUAUCUACCAUUUCGAACCUGUGCUACGAAUUUCUAAAAGAUCCUUCGAUCAAGGACAAAAAUCAAUCGGACACGUUCAACGAUAUAUUCAACAUUCUCGGCCAUCUAAUACAGAACUACAAUCACGGCUCGACUUUUAUGAUAAAAUUGAUCAGCUUGAUCAAACAGCAUGAACAUUUGACGCUUUGCGUGCCCAAAGGGAUCGAAUAUUUAGUUAAACAUUUCAAUUUCAAAAGUUUAUUGUCCGAAUUCGUCAAGGAAUUGACCGAGUGGCAGAUGACCGACAAUUCACAGGACAGUCUGGGUUCGAGGAAUUGCUCGGCCGUUCUAACCGCAUUAGCAGCACUUUUACCAGACCUCAUGCGCGACGAAGUUACUUCUUUGAACAAAUAUUUGUUUUUCGACUCUAAUUCUCUAAGAAUAUCCGUGCUAAUGGUGAUGCUCGAAGUCAUUCUAAACGUUCUAACGAAACACGACUUGGAAGAUCGCGAAAAAGAACUAAGAGACACUCUAUUCGAUAUCGUCAUGGAACAUUGCACUGACCAGUCUGCACUAGUUCGAGGAAGAGUAUUUUCGCAGUUGGCUAGAUUUCAAAAAGCGAACGCCAUUCCUUUGAAAUUCCAACGUACGGUACUGGAAAAGGCCGUUGAACAUCUCACCGAUACCUCACCGAUAGCCAGGAAAUGCGCCGCAAAUUGCGUUACUACCUUUCUAUCGUUCAACGUGUACGGAGCUCAGCUGUCGCUUUCAUCGACGAAAGCCGAAUUGGAGGAGACCCAGAAAAAGCUGACUGAACUACAAGCGCAAUUGAGUAACGCCAAACUCGACGAAGUAACGGAGCUGCAGGCGAAUUGGGAUAAAGUGGUAGGGCCCCUUCAAAAUGAAUUGCAACAAAUAUUAACAGAUUUUCAAGAUGAAGACGGAGAUAUACCUGAAGAAAUAGAAGAGCAAUGUCGCCUUCCAGAGGAUGAAUGCAGAGAAACGAUAAGGAAAUAUUUAAUAUCCGGGCAGUUUAAAGAAGCUUUCCUGUUAAUGAGCGCCGUCAUUAGCAGUAAUACCGUCGUAAAGAGUUGCAUGGAAAACGAAGGUAUUAGUACGUUCGAAAUGUACAUGCGGGCGUUCCACAUGACAUUUUUCAAUUUCACCGAUCUGGUCGAGCAAUUCCAAAACAACCGUUUCGACAACAUAUCGGAAGACGAUCAAAAUCGACUGGCUUCUCUGACCGCCCGGGUGGAUUUCCUGACGAACUGUUUCGAAUUUCUCAGUUUAAUCGAUCGAUCCAUCGAUAGGAUGGUGCAAUUGCUCGAAACCACCUCAGCCAGCGACAUGCACGAAGCCCUGGAGUUUUUCGCCGUGCUGAACAAAUUCAACAUCGACAGAAGCUCGGAGGGCAUUUGCGCGAUAUUGAAGUUGAUGCAACGGAACGAACAAGAACGAAAAGUCGCCGCUCUGAAUUGCUUGAAAAACAUCUACCUGAUUACUAAUACGGAAAAUAUUUCCGAUCACGUUACCAUCGUUGUGGAUUGUCUCGUUCGUUUGGUGAAGUCGAUUCCGGUCGUGGAGGAGAUUAAUAUCGAGAAAAUAAUAUCCAUGUGGGUGUCGCAGGGUGUUUUAGAUAAUGCUUGUAUAGAACGAUUGUGGCAUAUCUUUACGAGGCAGGUGAAAUUAGACGAAGACGACGAAAUCGUCGCCACCGAUCUGUUGAGAAUGGCUUCGCACGGUUCCAAAGCCAUUAUAAGGAAGAAUAUUAAUUUAGUGUCGACCGUGGCGUUCGGUGAAAGAGGUCGUAAAAACCUUAAAUUCCUAUCGGUUUGUUGCGAUUUCUUGGCUAACGCCUACGAGAAGAUCGACAUUGCGAGCAACAAGCCGCCGUUUAAAAUCACGUGCAAAGAGAAAUGUUUUAGCGAUUUGUUAUCGAUUUUGACGGAUUUAGUGUCGACGCCCGUCGGUUUCUAUUGCGAGGCGCUCUUCAGCGGAUUAGACUUCGUCUACAAGUUAAGCAAGAAGCCUUCGAAGUUCUCCUACGAUUUAAUAGAAGCCACGAUUAACGAGUACAACAAAAGACUUGGAGAGGAGAAUUCCACGAUACCGACGUAUUUUUUGAUUAGGAUUUGUCAAAUGUUCGGUUACGUGGCUGUAAGAGAAUUGGAAUUUAUGAACGAUGUUGUUUAUAAGGAAUUGAAGAUUUUGAACGCAAAACAACCCAAAAAUAACAAGAACGUUAACAAACGAAAAACCUUACUUAUAAAUAAAACCUUAAACACCUCGUUGGAUGAAAUCGAAGGAGCCGAAGCCUACGAUGAUGACGCCGAUUUCGUGCUGGGUAAACUAGAAACAUUACCGAGUUCCGGCCCGUUGAAUAUGGGAGUGCCAUUAAUAUUAAGUAUUUGCCAAAGACCCGAUAAAUUCAACAACGAAGACUUACAAAAAGCAGCCACAACCGCUUUGGCGAGGUACAUGCUCGUGUCUAACAAAUUUUGCGACGCUCAAAUGAGCCUUUGGUUUACCAUUUUGGAGAAAACCACCUAUCCCGAAGUCAAAGUAAACGCUUUGGUUUUUACAUCGGAUUUGCUUUCGAGGUUUCCGAACUCGAUCGAGCCUUGGAUCAAUCGAUUGUACAAAUGUUUGACGGAUCCCUUGCCGAAAAUUCGCCGAGCGACGUUCUUCGUGUUGUCCCAUUUGAUUUUAACUGACAUGAUUCGGGCGCAAAAUCACUUGCCGAAAAUGGCCGUGUUGUUUAACGACAGCGACGAGUCCUUAAGGGAUAUGUGCCACACGUUCUUCCUGAAAUUAUCGCACAAACUGAAAAAUAUAAGCAACAUUAUACCGGACGUACUUGAUUAUUUCACACAGGAAAAAUUCGAUAGCAAAACCGUUAGAAGUACAAUGAAGAUAUUGUUUGAUCUGACCGAAAGCAACAAAUACAAGGAGAACAUCAUCACCAGGUUCUGUUCGAAGUUUCCAAUUACCGAUGAUUCGGAAGCGCACAAUCACAUUUCCUACUGCCUAAGUCUGAUCAAGUACAACGAGAAAACUCUCAAGAGGCUCAUCGAAGAGUUUCCCAUGUAUAAAAAUUACUUGUGCGACGAGGAGAUUUACUCCAAUUUCAAGCAAAUAAUGCAGAAUUGCAACAGGGGAUUCGGUAGUAAGCAGGAUUUGAAGUCGCUCACAGCGGAAUUGGAGAAACUGAUUACAGCCUCGUUGGGUGUAAAUGAUGAUAGCACUGUUUCCAUGCCCCCUCCGGCCGCCCCCCGAUCUCACAAAAAACAAACGCAAAAAGAGAACCCCAAAAAGAAACAAAAACGGAGCGUAAGGAGAAAACGUGUCGUCAGUAGCGAUUCGGAAUCUGACGGUAGUGAGUGA